AUGGGCUCACUCGGCCCGCCCAAGAGGCGAUUCUUCAACUACCCUCGACCUCUGAAAGCCCCGGAUGUCGCUCAUGUAAACAAGCGCAACCCCAACCCGCCCCUGCGCGGCUUCAUUCUCGUCGCAGCAGUAUGGAUCAUGGACUGGAUCCGCCCCGUCAGAGAAAUCAUCUGGCGCAAUGCAGGCUUCGGCGACCUGCGCAGCCUCUGGGAGUAUCUCCAGGACUACGAGCCGCUCUAUGAUCCCACAGUAGUGCCCCUCGACAACGGCGAGGAGACGGACGGCGGCGCCAGCGACGCUGCUCCUCCCACCACUCUGGCCAAGCGCACGUUCAAGUUCCCAGAGGCAAACAGGUACUACUCGGUCGAGGACUACCACGAGCUCUUCCUCUCGGGCGAGCUCACCCCGACCGACGUGGCCAACGCCCUGCUGCCCCUGAUCCGGCGGGACACCAGCCCCAAGGGCGAGCACUCGAUCGCCUGGUUCGACACCAAGGUCGACCUCGUCCUCCGCGCCGCCGACGAGUCCACCGCCCGCUACAAGGCGGGCCGCCCCCUCGGCCUGCUCGACGGCGUGCCCACGGCCGUCAAGGACGAGUACGACAUGGACGGCUACGUGACCACCCUGGGCUCCAAGAACGACUACACGGGCACCGCCGUCGAGGACGACUCGAUCGCCUCGUGGUGCGUGCGCCGCCUCGAGGCCGAGGGCUGCGUCAUCCUCGGCAAGCUGUCCAUGGUCGAGUUCGGCCUCGACACCCCCGGCAACAACCCCAACCUCGGCACGCCGCCCAACCCGUACAACCCGGCCUACUACACGGGCGGCAGCUCCUCCGGCUCGGCCUACGCCGUCGCCGCGGGCCUGAUCCCCAUCGCGCUCGGCUCCGACGGCGGCGGCAGCAUCCGCAUCCCCUCCUCCUUCUGCUCCGUCUUCGGCCUGAAGCCCUCCCACGCCCGCAUCUCCUUCGACCCGGGCCACAACCACUCCUACACCUGCUGCUCCCUGGGGCCCAUCGCCGCCGACGUCCGCUCCCUCGCCAUCGUCUACUCGGCCAUCGCCCAGCCCCACCCGUCCUCCCAGUGGUCCCCGGAGCUGCCCGCCCCGCGCCUCCUCCUCCAGCCCUCCGCCGCCGCGCACACAAAGACCCUCGGCAUCCCCGAGGCCUGGUUCGCCCGCGCCGCCCCGGCCGUCCAGCAGCUCACGCGCUCCCUCCUCGCCGACCUCGUCCAGCGGCGCGGGUACCGCCCCGUGCCCAUCUCGAUCCCCUUCGCGCACGAGGGCCAGAUGGCCCACGCGGCCACGAUCCUCACCGACGCGGCCACGGCCCUGGCGCCGCAGAUCUGCGGCGGGCUCACGCCGACGACGAGGAUCCUGCUCGCGCUGGGCCGCACGACGCCCGCGACCGACUUCCUGCUGGCGCAGAAGCUGCGCCGGCUGCUGGCGCAGCACCUCGCGGCCCUCUGGGCCGAGAACCCGGGCAUGCUGAUCGCCACGCCCGUGACGGCCUGCGCCGGCUGGCCGCUGCGCGGCGGCAGGGCCGAGCUGCGGUACGGCGUCAGCGACGGGGACCGCACGCUGCGGUCCAUGGAGUACGUCUGGCUGGCCAACUUUUGCGGCCUGCCGGCCCUGUCCGUGCCGGCGGGCUACGUGGUGCCCGGGGACGGGGAGGACGAGGUCGCGGGGCCCGACACCGAGGGCAAGGUCCCCGUCGGGCUCAUGGUGGCGGGCGAGUGGGGCGCCGAGCGGUCGCUGCUGCAGUUCGGGCUGGAUGCCGAGGAGGUCGGCGCCGAGAGGAGGUGUCGGCCGCCGAUCUGGGUUGACGUCGUGGAGCGGGCCAGGAAGGGCGGUGCCUGA
Messenger RNA from Thyridium curvatum, 1854 nucleotides. RefSeq lists its product as uncharacterized. Gene Ontology annotation, molecular function: catalytic activity. The coding region runs from base 1 to 1854 and encodes 617 amino acids. Lineage: Eukaryota; Fungi; Ascomycota; Sordariomycetes; Thyridiales; Thyridiaceae. The record is from RefSeq and is a predicted model, not a curated record. The transcript is spliced from 3 exons.